CCGACUUUUCUGGAGCUUUACUCAUUGUUCCUGAAACCAUGUCCACCAACGAGAAUGCUAAUUCACCAGCUGCCCAGCUUAACAGAUUCAAGAACAAGGGCAGAGACAGCUCAGAAAUGCGCCGCCGCCGAAUAGAAGUUAAUGUGGAACUUAGGAAAGCUAAAAAAGAUGACCAGAUGCUGAAAAGGAGAACCGUCAGCUCAUUUCCUGAUGAUGCUACUUCUCCACUACACGAAAACCGAAACAAUCAGGGUACUGUAAAUUGGUCUGUUGAGGACAUUGUUAAAGGCAUAAACAGUAACAAUCUGGAAAGCCAGCUCCAAGCUACUCAAGCUGCUCGGAAACUGCUUUCUAGAGAGAAACAGCCUCCUAUAGACAAUAUCAUCUGGGCUGGUUUGAUCCCAAAAUUUGUGUCCUUCUUGGGCAAAACUGAUUGUAGUCCCAUUCAGUUUGAAUCUGCUUGGGCACUCACCAACAUUGCUUCUGGAACAUCUGAACAGACCAAAGCUGUGGUGGAUGGAGGUGCUAUCCUAGCAUUUAUUUCUCUCUUGGCAUCUCCCCACGCUCACAUCAGCAGCGAGCAAGCUGUAUGGGCUCUUGGAAACAUUGCAGGUGAUGGGUCAGUCUUCCGAGACUUAGUUAUCAAGCAUGGUGCAAUUGACCCACUGUUGGCACUUCUUGCAGUUCCUGAUCUGUCAUCCUUGACAUGUGGUUACUUACGCAGUCUUACCUGGACGCUUUCAAACAAGCGUCGGAACAAGAACCCUGCACCCCCAUUAGACGCCGUUGAGCAGAUUCUUCCUACUUUAGUGAGACUCCUGCACCACAGUGAUCCAGAAGUAUUAGCAGACUCCUGCUGGGCUAUUUCCUACCUGACUGAUGGUCCAAAUGAGCGCAUUGAGAUGGUUGUGAAGAAAGGAGUGGUUCCUCAACUUGUGAAGCUUCUAGGAGCCACUGAGUUGCCCAUUGUGACUCCCGCACUAAGAGUGAUUGUUGUCUCCUGA
Molecule: messenger RNA, 1004 nt
Organism: Mastomys coucha (southern multimammate mouse)
Lineage: Eukaryota; Metazoa; Chordata; Mammalia; Rodentia; Muridae
Product: importin subunit alpha-1-like
Biological process (GO): NLS-bearing protein import into nucleus
Cellular component (GO): nucleus
Molecular function (GO): protein binding; nuclear import signal receptor activity
Source: RefSeq, a predicted model, not a curated record